Molecule: messenger RNA, 573 nt
Organism: Penicillium expansum
Lineage: Eukaryota; Fungi; Ascomycota; Eurotiomycetes; Eurotiales; Aspergillaceae
Exons: 2
Coding region: 1-573 (190 amino acids)
Source: RefSeq, a predicted model, not a curated record
AUGAUGAACUCCGAUGAUAUCCGGGACCUCGGAGAACCGAUUAUCCGCCUCGCCGCAGCUGCUAAGAGAGCGGUACGCCAGCGAAUCAGAGAGCGAUGGGAGCGGCAGUGGGAGCGCGAGACAACCUCCGCACCGACAAAACGCUUGGUGCAAGCGCCGAACAAGAAGACGCUCCGGCUGUACGAAGGACUGACGAAGCCGCAGUGUGCGAUCCUGAUUCAGAUGCGCACAAUGCGGAUCGGACUGCGUCACUUCUUGUUCAAGAUCAAGGCGGCAGAGUCCGACCGGUGUCCAUGCGACGAGGGCUCGCAGACGCCGAAACAUGUCCUGAUGCAGUGCCCGCGGUAUAUCUUCCCGCGCACGAAAUUAUGGGACCAGUUGUAUGAUCUCGGCAUCGAGAUGGAUUAUGACAAGAUCAUUUCGAACCCGCAGGCCACCCGCUACGUGGUCAAAUUCAUGCACCAAACAGGUCUCCUCCGGCAGUUCCAACAUGUUGGGAUCGAGGACGACGACGACGACGAACCGGUAGGCGUUGCGGCAAUGGAUCUAGGUGUGGAAGACGAUGGGUAUUAG